Messenger RNA from Geodia barretti, 413 nucleotides. NCBI's taxonomy places the organism in Eukaryota, Metazoa, Porifera, Demospongiae, Tetractinellida, Geodiidae. The record is from the annotation of a GenBank genome assembly.
CCUGCUACUCAGCCCGCCGGUGGGGAGGAAAACACAGUGAAUCUGACGGUUUGGAGCAGAGCUGCCAUUAUAUACAGUGUAGCCCUCCUUGGCUUAACCAUUGCCUGUUUCUGGCCUGGCAUCAUCUGCAGUGCUAUCGGAUACUUCUGGGCUAUUGCGGCUCAUGCAAGCCUGACCCAGGGAGGUCGAGACACAAAAAAGAUUAAGACCAAUUUGGCAUGGUCAUUCACGAUGACAACCACGGCUCUGAUCAGCUUUAUAGUUAUUUUCUUUGUUUUGGUAGCAGUUAUUGCCGCCUCAUGAAUAGAGCAGGCUGGCAGUUGCUUGGUACGAACCAAAAAACAUACGUGCUCGUUUGUAAGGAGUGCUGAUUUCUUUUCCUAUGUACAAUCCUUCCCUACAAUAUUGUCUUC